Molecule: messenger RNA, 1674 nt
Organism: Aspergillus versicolor CBS 583.65
Lineage: Eukaryota; Fungi; Ascomycota; Eurotiomycetes; Eurotiales; Aspergillaceae
Product: MFS transporter
Exons: 8
Coding region: 1-1674 (557 amino acids)
Biological process (GO): transmembrane transport
Molecular function (GO): transmembrane transporter activity
Source: RefSeq, a predicted model, not a curated record
AUGUCCGGACCUCAACAGGUGGACCUCCCCCCGCGUGCGGGGAGCGCCCACUCAUCCUCAGACCGACACUAUUCGGGCAGCGAGAAAAGCGCUGAAACAGAUAAUGAGCUUGGAAAGCCAGAUGGUGCUACGGAGGAUGGGUUUGCGCCGAUUAAACCGGCAACGACGACGGACAAUAGCCAUUUACAAAGACAGAGCAGCACUGCAUCUCGGCCCGUCGAGCGGAGCUGGUCACUGAAUGACGGUUAUAGCUGCAACAAUCAGUUGGACGAUGAAGCGGCUGCGGGUGAACCUCACGGGGCGGAGGCUAACGAGUCGUCUUCUGAGUUCGUGGUGCGUUGGGAUGAGAAUGAUCCAAUGAAUCCGCGGAAUUUCAAUAAGAUCAGAAGGUGGAUUAUCGUAAUUAUUUGCUCCACGGGAUCUCUUUGUGUGACGUGUACUUCGUCGAUGUAUACGCUCACUUAUGAUCAGAUUAUGGACGAGUUCGGUUGCUCGCGCAUAGUUGCGACGCUAGGCCUGUCCUUUUUCAUUUGGGGUCUCGGCCUCGGCCCUCUCGUUCUAGCGCCGUUGUCAGAGGCAUGUUGCUUUUAUGGCCGCAGGAACAUAUACAUCGCGUCUUUCUCACUUUUCCUGAUAUGGCUUAUUCCUUGUGCCGUUGCGCGUAACAUACAAACCAUGAUCGUGUCUCGCUUUUUCAACGGUCUCGCCGGUAGUGCUUUCCUUAGUGUGGCGGGUGGCACUGUUGGUGAUUUAUUCAAUCGACAUGAGCUUAGUGCGCCGAUGAUGAUCUAUACAAGCUCACCGUUUAUUGGCCCCGAGCUUGGUCCGCUGAUUGGUGGAUUUAUCAACCAGUUUAGUACAUGGCGCUGGGUCUUUUACUGCCUAUUAAUUUGGUCCGGCACAUUACUUGGGCUUCUGAUUACUCUGGUCCCUGAGACGUACCAUCCCGUGCUAUUGAAACGGAAAGCAGAACGACUGCGGAGAGAGACUGGGGAUGAUCGGUGGCAGGCUCCAAUCGAGAAAAUGGACCGGUCCGUUGCGAGGACUGUCGGGCAAUCCCUUUAUAGGCCUUUCCUCCUGCUGACCUUGGAGCCGAUGUGCUUGAAUCUCUGCAUAUUUGCUGCCAUUCUUUUAGGCAUCAUUUACCUGUUUUUCGGUGCGUUCCAACUUGUGUUUUUGAAUGUUUAUGGAAUGGAACUCUACCAGCGAGGCCUCGUCUUUUUGGGUCUCUUCGUGGGCAUGGUUUUUGCUAUUAUAUCCGACCCAUUUUGGCGACGAGUCUACGCCAAGUUAGAAGCAAAGCAUGAGAGGGCCGUGGGAAUUGUGGACGACUUUCAGCCAGAGUGGCGACUACCUCCCGCUAUUCUUGGAGGUCCGCUGGUUACUAUAGGACUCUUCAUUUUCGCUUGGACCAUAUAUCCGCAUGUGCAUUGGGUGGUGCCGCUUAUUGGAAGUGCGUUUUUUGGGGCGGGCACGGUUCUCGUGUAUCAGGGCAUUUUCUCAUUCCUGGUCGAUGCAUAUCCCACGUAUGCUGCAAGCGCACUCGCAGCGAACAGCUUUGCGCGUUCAUCUGCAGGUGGGAUAUUUCCUCUUUUUGGCAUACAGAGUAAGUGUUCUCCAUAUCGAUAUUGUUGCUGUUGGAUAUUGGUCUCUCUCGUCGUGGGGAAUCAAUGA